AUGUCUUCUACGGCCGCCCUCAUUGAUGCUGACUGGCAGCCCAAAGCCAUCGUCUUCGACCUCCUGACGGCUCUCCUCGACUCGUGGACACUCCUCCCCAGAGGAACCUACAUGCCAUACGAGGACUGCGUCCGGCAGGCCGCCCAAGACGUUGGCCUUCCUGCAUCGGCACCCGACGCCCUCAUCCGCGACUGGGCUAACCUGAGAGCUUGGCCCGAGGUUGCCCGCGUCUUGCCGCAGCUCAGGAGAAAGGGCUACAAGCUGGGCGUCGUGACCAACUGUUCCCUGAGGCUGGGCACCAUUGCGACACAGUGUGCCGAAGCAACGGCCAGUACAGGUGUUCGAGGUCGUUUCACGUUCGACUCUACCAUGGCCGCCGAGGAGAGCGGCUUCUACAAGCCGACGCGGGCAGCGUAUUACGCAUUGUUGUCCAAGAUGGGCCUGGAAGCGAGCAAUGUGCUGUUUGUGGCCGGCAGCGCUGGCGCUGUGCAGGGUGCAACAGAUGCUGGCAUGAGAGUUGUCUGGCACAACAAGGUCGGGUUGCCGAAGAAGGGCUCGGCCGAUCCGGUCAAGGAGGCUGCAGCGUUGCAAGAACGCGCUCAGUGA
Molecule: messenger RNA, 606 nt
Organism: Emericellopsis cladophorae
Lineage: Eukaryota; Fungi; Ascomycota; Sordariomycetes; Hypocreales; Bionectriaceae
Product: Haloacetate dehalogenase H-like protein
Exons: 2
Coding region: 1-606 (201 amino acids)
Source: RefSeq, a predicted model, not a curated record